UCACCUGCUUCCUACGGAGAACCUAGGCCUCCAGAGGACUGCAUUCACCCAGCCGAUUCUUCAUCCCAUCGAUUCAGCGAAUCUCCGGCCUCAGAGCCCCCACGCCUCACCGAUUCCGCACCUCGAGUCCCUGAUCUGCGAGCUCUCCACAGCAGCCAUCGGCCCGUGUCUCGAAAGUUUCCUUAUCUCGACUGGACCUUGACUCUUCAUCAAGUAAUCGAGCCGCCAAAUCUCUGCUUGCAACAAGUGCUUCAUAUCACCUUUACGACUUCUACCUGUCUUCUUUCGGGCAGAUUCCAGCUGUCGAGCCCCAGCAGAUCCCUUGGCUUGGCCAAGCCUUUUCGCGAGGCCUCCUUUCGGUGGCGACGGGCAGAUCCCCCCCCACGCCGAGCUCGCGUCUCCUUCGGCUGUAUCGGUGAAUCGAGAUACUACAGACGAUAAAUUCGACACGGUUUUCCUAAAAGGCUGCGAGCUAGCAGCUCGUCCUUACAAGUAUCCUGGGUCCUCUCUUUGACAACGAGCAAGGUCAUCAAAUACUUGCCACCAUCCAUCAUGACGCCCGACGCGAGCAACACCAUCACUCACCAUCCAAACGUCUUCAACCUACAGCGCCUUCAGCCGGCAUCUAGUCGCAGCAGUUCAAAAGCGCCUCCUAUUCGUAAUGCUUCUAGCACAGGCGUUGAGGCCGUUGAGGCGGCAGACCAUGACGCGGUAGAGCGCCACCACUACACCAGCGCCGACAUCGAGAGCCAGUCGACCGCAGGUCACACGCGCGUGCCGCGUAUGUCGGCCGAGAGCGAUCCCUACGGGCUGUCCUUUUCCUACAAGACCGACACCGACCUGGACCAAAUCAAGGCCAAUUCAUCCCGUAAGAGGGACAGCCCCAAUGGCGACAAGAAGCUGGGCCCCAAGAGCGACCACCGCAAGGUCCGCGGCUUCUACGAAAACCAAAACGCAACCAUUGAGCGCAUGCUCAAGUCGGUCGAGGAUCACCGGGAGGAGGCCCGCAUCGAGCAGGGCGAGGACAAGCUCAAGUUCAAGAUUGCCAUCUACGGCUCGCUCGCGGCCAACAUUGUGCUCACGGCGCUGCAGCUCUACGCGGCCAUCACGUCCGGCUCGCUGUCGCUCUUUACCACCAUGGCCGAUGCCGUCUUCGACCCGCUCAGCACCCUCGCUCUGAUCCUGUCGAACCGCGCCAUUCGCCGCGUCGACCCGCGGCGCUUUCCUGCCGGCAAGGCACGCCUCGAGACCGUGGGCAACAUUGUCUUUUGCUUCCUCAUGAGCGCCGUGGCCCUCAUCAUCAUUGCCUUCUCUGCCAGAGAGCUGGCGAAUGGCGAUGGCGACAAGAAGUUUCAUCUUCCGUCCGUCAUCUCGGUCUGCGCGGCGUUUGCGACCAAGUUCGCCCUCUUCCUGUAUUGUUGGUCCAUCAAGGACAAGUACAGCCAGGUGAACAUUCUGUGGCAGGACCACCGCAACGAUCUGCUCGUCAACGGCUUCGGUAUUCUGACCUCGGUCGGCGGCGCCAAGCUAGAAUGGUGGAUUGACCCCAUGGGCGCCAUCCUGCUGUCCCUGCUGACGUCUGGCAUCUGGCUGUACACUGCCUUCAACGAGUUCCUGCUGCUCGUGGGCGUGGUCGCGCCGCUGGACAUGCAGCAGCUCAUCACGUACGUGUGCCUGACCCACUCGGAUGCCAUCGACGGCAUCGAUACCGUGCGAGUCUACCACUCGGGCCCGCGGCUGAUUGCCGAGGUGGACAUUGUCAUGGACCCGUCCCGGACGCUCAUGGAGACGCACGAUGUGGCCGAGGAGCUGCAGAUCAAGCUGGAGAGCUUGCCCGACGUUGAGCGGGCCUACGUCCAUAUCGACUACGAGACCACUCACAAGCCGGAGCACGCGUACAAGAAGGACCUCUGA
Trichoderma reesei QM6a is the source of this 1914-nucleotide messenger RNA. RefSeq lists its product as uncharacterized. Gene Ontology annotation, biological process: monoatomic cation transport; transmembrane transport. The transcript has a single exon. NCBI's taxonomy places the organism in Eukaryota, Fungi, Ascomycota, Sordariomycetes, Hypocreales, Hypocreaceae. Gene Ontology annotation, molecular function: monoatomic cation transmembrane transporter activity. The record is from RefSeq and is a predicted model, not a curated record. Gene Ontology annotation, cellular component: membrane. The coding region runs from base 553 to 1914 and encodes 453 amino acids.